UUCCCUUCAUAGUGUUCCAGUUGCACAAAUGGGCAACUAUCAGGAAUAUCUAAAGACAUUGCCUUCUCCACUUCGAGAGAUUGAUCCAGAUCAACCCAAAAGACUGCAUACUUUUGGCAAUCCAUUUAAACAAGAUAAGAAGGGAAUGAUGAUUGAUGAAGCAGAUGAGUUUGUAACAGGGCCACAAAACAAAGUGAAACGUCCUGGAGAACCCAGCAACCCUCUGUCAUCUAAGAGAAGGCGGAGUAUGUCCCCGCUGUCAAGGAAACCACAAACACCACCUACUGUAACUAACCAUGUGGGCGGAAAGGGACCAUCCUCAGCCUUGUGGUUCCCAUCUUAUCCAAACCUCAUAAAACCCACUCUUGUACAUACAGAUGCUACUGUGAUUCACGAUGUCCAUGAGGAGAAGAUGGAAAAUGGCCAAAUCCCACCUGAUGGCUUCUUGUCAAAAUCUGCUGCACCAGAGCUUAUGAAUAUGACAGGAGAUGGUGUUCCACCCAACCAGUUGGAUUCUCUGUCUGAUGACUUUACUAGUCUAAGGAAAGAUGGCCUGAUUAACAAACCUGGAAGUAAUGCACUUGUUGAAGGAACCAAAAACUGCAGUGUCCCUGCAGAUGAUCGAAAUGUCUCAGUAAUCUCUUUUGGAACUGUGUCAAAUACAUUGCAAAUAACGCCUGCUAUGGCACAAGGAAUAAAUGCUGAUAUAAAACAUCAGUUAAUGAAGGAAGUUCGAAAAUUUGGACGAAAGUAUGAAAGAAUUUUCAUUUUGCUCGAAGGAGUGCAAGGACCUCUUGCGGUCAAGAAACAAUUUGUUGAAUUCACCAUCAAGGAAGCUGCAAGGUUUAAAAGACGAGUCUUAAUCCAGUACCUUGAGAAGGUACUAGAAAAAAUAGAUUCCUACCACCUUCUCAACAGCGUUAAUCACAUCAACAGCAGAUCAUCAUGUUAAUGCAAAGACCAAGGAGAAAAAAAAGGACAAGUUUUCUGUGCUUCAGGAUGGAACAGGAUACUGUUGAAGCUUCCUAGAAUGUUGUAGCCAAGGGAAUUGCUUUCCAGAAGCUAAGCAAAAGCAGUGGAAAUUUUUUAUGUUAUGAUUCCCUGGCUGUAAAACCUGGCUUUUGCCCUAAGAAUUUUCUCUGAAAGUAUCAAUUUGUUUUCUUUUUUCUUUUGCCAAUUGAGGAAGGUUAUGCUAUUAAUGCAGCAGGUUAAAUUCAGUAAACCCUGUUGCCCCUGCCACAAGUGAUAAGGGUUCAGUCAUCUGGGCAAUUCCAGAGUGACUAGGGCCCACCUGCAAGUGGAGUACUACUUGGUGCUCUUACUAUGUCCUUUAGAAAGAAUAGAUGUUCAGAAUCCAACUGGUAAUCUUGUGUGUGCUGAACAAUGUUUUCAACAAUUUCCAGCUGUGCCUUUUAAACCAUGACAUAUUCAGGACAGUUUGAAUCAAAGAGUAAGAAAGCUGCUAUUCAGGUAACUUAUUUCUCUGUAGGAGGGGGACAGGGAGAGUCACCAAACAAUCUACCUCCAACUCUCUUCUAUUUUGUCUAGAGACAUUAUGAAGUGCACCUGAGGCUGCUCCAACCCCUGACAUUUGUUCUUGCAUGUGAUGACAGAAAGCCUUCAGGUGGACUUGUACAUUUUGUGCUUUGAAAGCACUAAAGGAAAAAAUGAUGUAUAUAUUUCCUUUAAUGUUUAUACAAAGGUUUAUAUGGAGCAGUAUUGUUAUGUUUGUAUUAAUUUGCAAAAAUUAUGCCUACAAAGAGAUUUUGACUUUGAAUAUAUGAAAUAAAUCAUUUUAUUGAUUUUCACAAGUUUAUUAAUGCUA
Messenger RNA from Miniopterus natalensis, 1825 nucleotides. The record is from RefSeq and is a predicted model, not a curated record. Lineage: Eukaryota; Metazoa; Chordata; Mammalia; Chiroptera; Miniopteridae.